AUGGUGCAGAUCCGCAUGGUGCAGGUCCCCACGCUGCAGGUCCCCAUGGUGCAGAUCCUCAUGGUGCAUGUCCCCACGGUGCAGGUCACCACGGUGCAGGUCCCCACUGUGCAGGACCCCAUGGUGCAGGUCCCCACUGUGCAGGACCCCAUGGUGCAGGUCCCAAUGGUGCAGAUCCUCAUGGUGCAGGUCCCCAUGGUGCAGAUCCCUGCUGUGCAGGACCCCAUGGUGCAGGUCCCCACGGUGCAGGUCCCCAUGGUGCAGGUCCCCAUGGUGCAGGUCCCCACUGUGCAAGUCCCCAGUCUGCAGGUCCCCAUGGUGCAGGUCCCCAUGGUGCAGGUCCCCACUGUGCAGGACCCCACGGUGCAGGUCCCCAUGGUGCAGGUCCCCAUGGUGCAAGUCCCCAGUCUGCAGGUCCUCACUGUGCAGGUCCCCAUGGUGCAGGUCCCCACUGUGCAGGACCCCAUAGGGCAGGUCCCCAUGGUGCAGAUCCUCAUGGUGCAGGUCCCCAUGGUGCAGAUCCCUGCUGUGCAGGACCCCAUGGUGCAGGUCCCCACAGUGCAGGUCCCCACUGUGCAGGUUCCCACGGUGCAGGUCCCCAUGGUGCAGGUCCCAAGUUCUCUGGAUUCCAGUAAAUUAACCGCGAUAUUAUUGAAGCCUAUACAUAACGCUCAUACCUUAGCACGAUUGCAUGGUAAUGCCAGCACCCCCCACUUUGAGGAGCCAAAGGUUGUCACUGGCAUGCAAAACAACACUAACAGUGACCAAUGA
Carcharodon carcharias (great white shark) is the source of this 771-nucleotide messenger RNA. RefSeq names its product repetitive proline-rich cell wall protein 2-like. The record is from RefSeq and is a predicted model, not a curated record. Bases 1 to 771 code for a protein of 256 amino acids. The transcript has 2 exons. Lineage: Eukaryota; Metazoa; Chordata; Chondrichthyes; Lamniformes; Lamnidae.